This is a messenger RNA of Coprinopsis cinerea okayama7#130, 1308 nucleotides long. RefSeq lists its product as hypothetical. Lineage: Eukaryota; Fungi; Basidiomycota; Agaricomycetes; Agaricales; Psathyrellaceae. Bases 1 to 1308 code for a protein of 435 amino acids. The transcript has 3 exons. The record is from RefSeq and is a predicted model, not a curated record.
AUGGAACUUCCACUGGAGAUCAUCGAAAGCAUCGUCGAGGUGUUCACAAAGGACUCGAAGGAGAACAAGCAGGCACUCAUCAACUGCAGCUUGGUUUCUCCCGAGUUUCGCAGCUGUUCCCAGCGCGUCCUCUUCCGGACCAUCCGCCUCGAGAGAACGGCGAACUCGGGGGAUCCGGGACAAGACGUCCGCGCCAUCCUCAACGUUCUCAAGGCAAGCCCAGAUCGACUCUGGCGUGAGCGCGACCUCGACAAGUGCCCUCUCAACGACUUGGCUCGGCUGGAAUUUCCAAACCUCACGGAUCUGACCUUGGGAGAAGCGUGGUAUUGGGCGUCUUGGAUUGCAUUCCCCGACGCCGCCCGACGGUGGAUAGAGGAUCUGUGCAACGGGAGGACGCGCACGAGAUUGCAGUCGCUUACGAUCUUGGGUAUGAGGGGAACCCCGCCCUCUCUCCUUCUCACAGGGCCGUCGCUUCAACGGCUUUGGUUCGACGAAGUGGUCCAUACUUUCCAUUCUGUCGACUUGCACACCUUCAAAGCUGCCGCUACUGCUCGUGGUGCCGAAACGAGAACAACUUUGCCCUUCUGCCAGCCGAGAGUUUUGGAGUUGGGAUGGGAGACUGAGCGGUGUCUGGAUGACCUGUUCGCGUUGGACACGAGAAUACUCUCGCGUGUGGAAGAGAUGUGCGUGUCGAUGGCUAAUCCGCUGUCAGGUGUCCAGAACAUAAACAGCGCGCUUGGUCUAUGUGGUGAAUCCUUGCAGAAACUCAGGAUUACGUUCCUCCAUGACCACGCUCUAAAUCUACAUCCCCUGAAGAACCUGACGUCCAUCGUCCUCGUUGGAGUGAGGGGACCCACUUAUUUUCCGUCUUUCCUCCCCGCGUUGAAGAGUCUCAAUACUCUCGACGAUGGAACCCCACUCCAGUCACUGGAACUGGAAAUGAGCAACAUGCACAACGUCGACAGCUGGGACGACCCAGCAAGUUUGGCAGUACGCCCGCUUGAUCCUGGCGUCUGGGACACCCGUGAAGCCAUCGACGAAUGCCUUGCGACGAUUAUCCGUCGUUUUCCGACGACGUUCACCCGAGUCCACCUCAAUUCGAAGAUCCAUGUUAAGGCUCCGUGUGAAAAGCCUGCUUCGAGACAGGGGUUGGCGAGGGAAACGGGUGAGUUUGAGAUGUGGAAGGAGAGGGCAGAAGUGCUCAUGGUUACGCCGGAGGAACUGUUUCCUGUCGCUUCGUCGAAGGAAAAUGUGCUGUUCGACUUUUCUUUCCCUUGGGGAGGUAUUUUUUGGAGAUGGGAGUGGUAG